AUGAUUCGUGAAUUUACUCUCGUGGCGGUAUUCGCUCUUCUGCAUACUGCAGUCACAUCAAACGACGAUUGCAUAACGCGAUGGCAUAACGCUAUAGAAUUUUGGAGUAAUGUCGUUUGCUCGAUGGAAGAUAUGAAAAACGUGAAUUUUCACGGUGUCCUCGAGAGUAAUAGUAAUAGUAGGAGCUCUAUUUUCCUCGAGCAAUAUUUCCAGGCUUUCGUGCAUGAUAUCGCGCGUAAAUGUGAGACAACGAUUGCGUCGAGGAUUUAUACGCUUCGCGACUCGGAAAAUCUUGCAUCUUUCGUGAGUAACAAUAACAAAGUGGCUCAUCACGGAACCGUGAAACGGGCAUCGCUCUGGAAGAUUACAUCCGGCGCACUUCCUUCUCGAGUAAUACAGCUAUCGAGUAAUGUAGCUGCAGGAAGGAUUCGAAGGAUACGAAGCGACAAAACCUUUAGUAGAAACACGUGGAACGUGCACGUAAUUCUCGCGAAAGACAUACACUCCUUCGAUCAAAUUUCGAAGAAUGGUGUGACAUUCGAGUGGAAUUCGCACGAUCGAUUUAUCGUGCUGAUCGCUCGCUUCCCAGAGGAACAUGGAUUAUCAAACGUGGAUGAAUCAAAUUCAAGAAUCGACGGUAUCUUGAAGACGUUGUGGUCCGAACGUAAAGUGCAAAAGAUUUUUGUCUCCGAGGCGAUCCUCAUAAACAACACCGUUCGAAUUAAUCAAAUUGUUCGCACUUACAAUCCAUUUGCCAAAGUCAACGAUUCCGUGUGGGGUCAAGUCGAAAUUGUAAAUGUAAAGACAGCGGAAGAAGCGUCAAACGUGCUGUCGUAUUUAACAUAUCGCCGCACGAAAAAUAUGAAUGGAUAUGAAUUAAAAGUGGGCUAUUUUAAGCAAGGCCAAACAAUCGCAAAACCGAUAACAGUUCAAUCAUCGAGUACACAUUACGAUUAUGCCGAUGUCUUUAAAGGAUUUGAUGAGAUAAUGCUAAAUACAAUAGCUCGAGACAUGAAUUUUCAAGUGGAACAUAUACAUCCGACGGAUAAUAAAUCGUAUGGCCAUCAAUUGUCUAAUGGGACAUAUGUCGGUGCUAUAGGCGACGUAGUGCACGGUAGAACGGACAUCUGCUUCGUAUCUUUCUUCGUAAAGAAAUACACAACAAGUCUUAAGGAAGACGUAGACUUUAGCACAUACGUGGACUUUGACAGACUAUGCGUGGCUGUCCCUAAAGCAACCAAGAUACCCAAAGGGAUUCGAAUAUAUCACUUCUUUCCGCUCUCCAUUUGGAUCUGUUCGAUGCUAACGCACGUUUUCACAUAUCUAAUAUGGUAUUUUCUGCAAGUCUUUACUCCAGGAAGGACGGGAAAGAGAAGUUUCCGAGCAACAAUCUAUCGAUCAUUUUUACUGAACGCUGGUUGCCCUCAAAAAUUGCCAAACACGAACGCAGAAAGGAUAUUACUGUCAGGCAUUCUUCUUGCUAACGUCACUUUAGUUGGAAUCUUUAGCGGUAUUCUGUACAACAGUUUCGCACGCGACAUGUAUUAUCCAGAUAUUGACACUCUUCGCGAUCUCGACGCUUCAGGAUUACCGAUAUCUUUGGCUUCUGCUAGCCUGGCCGAUCUUUUCGAUGAUGAUGAUGAUGAUGAUGACAAUGUUGAUUCGAUACUCACGCAAAACUUGCGAAAGAAGAUGCAAUUCGGUAUAAAUGCCAUAACCAACACGGCUCGUCAUCGUAACGUCUCAGCAUUCGCCAGGGAACGUUAUUUCCCAAUUAUCAGCGAGGAAUUGAUCGAUGCGGACGGUGGGCCGUUGCUUCAUCUUGUUGAGGAAUGCCCUGGUAAAUUCUACUUGUCGUAUUUGCUGCCCAAGAAUUCGAUUUUCAAUGAAAAGAUAAACGCAUUAAUCAGUCAACUGAAUCAGGCCGGUUUACCAUCGUUAUGGAACCAACACAUCGUUCAUGCCUUCAUCGUUCAAAAAAGAUUAUUGGCUAAGGAAAGAUUAGUUCGAAACGAAAAAAAAAUGGACGACUUCGUGCCGUUUAAUUUAUCCGAUAUGCAAUCAUCCUUCUAUAUGCUACUGAUAGGAUUAUCAAUAGCCACGAUAGUAUUUUUUCACGAGAAGGGUUGGCUGAAAGUUAUUCCGCCAUUAUUGUACACUGAAAAACCAAACGUAGACUGUAAAUCUACACGAUAAUUAUAUCGAAUACAGCGUCCUUGUUUUCAACCUUUUGCACCUUUGUCAGGAUUUUUUUUUUUUUUUCUAAAGUCAGAGUUGCUGGCAAUACGCACACGCACACGCACACAAGCAAACGGAACUGAUUUAUAUAUCUCCGCAGACAGAGUUAUAAAUGAGAAGUUAUAAAUGAAA
Messenger RNA from Wasmannia auropunctata (little fire ant), 2370 nucleotides. RefSeq lists its product as uncharacterized. NCBI's taxonomy places the organism in Eukaryota, Metazoa, Arthropoda, Insecta, Hymenoptera, Formicidae. The transcript has 5 exons. The record is from RefSeq and is a predicted model, not a curated record. Bases 1 to 2196 code for a protein of 731 amino acids.